Molecule: messenger RNA, 1548 nt
Organism: Canis lupus familiaris (dog)
Lineage: Eukaryota; Metazoa; Chordata; Mammalia; Carnivora; Canidae
Product: T-complex protein 1 subunit delta-like
Exons: 2
Biological process (GO): protein folding
Cellular component (GO): chaperonin-containing T-complex
Molecular function (GO): ATP hydrolysis activity; ATP binding; ATP-dependent protein folding chaperone
Source: RefSeq, a predicted model, not a curated record
AUGCGAACAAAGCCAGCGCAGAUCUGCUUCAGCAACAUCUCUGCGGCCAAAGCUGUUGCUGAUGCUAUUAGAACAAGCCUUGGAGCAAAAGGAAUGGAUAAAAUGAUUCAAGAUGGAAAAGGUGAUGUGACCAUUACAAAUGAUGGUGCCACCAUUCUUAAACAAAUGCAAGUGUUACAUCCAGCAGCCAGAAUGCUGGUGGAGCUGUCUAAGGCACAAGAUAUAGAAGCAGGAGAUGGCACCACACCAGUGGUCUUCAUUGCUGGCUCUCUCUUAGAUUCCUGUACCAAGCUUCUUCAGAAAGGGAUUCAUCCAACCAUCAUUUCUGAGUCAUUCCAGAAGGCUUUAGAAAAGGGUAUAGAAAUCUUGACUGACAUGUCUCGACCUGUGGAACUCAGUGACAGAGAAACUGUAUUAAAUAGUGCUACCACUUCCUUGAACUCAAAGGUUGUGUCUCAGUAUUCAAGUCUGCUUUCUCCAAUGAGUGUAAAUGCAGCGAUGAAAGUGACUGACCCAGCCACGGCUACUAGUGUAGAUCUUAGAGAGAUUGAAAUAGUUAAGAAACUUGGUGGGACAAUUGAUGACUGUGAGCUGGUAGAAGGGCUGGUACUUACUCAGAAGGUGGCAAAUUCUGGCAUAACCAGAGUUGAAAAGGCUAAGAUUGGGCUUAUUCAGUUUUGCUUAUCUGCUCCCAAAAUGGAUAUGGAUAAUCAAAUUGUAGUUUCUGACUAUGUCCAGAUGGAUCGAGUGCUUCGGGAGGAGAGAGCCUAUAUUCUCAAUUUAGUGAAGCAAAUUUAAAAAACAGGAUGUAAUGUCCUCUUCAUACAGAAGUCUAUCCUGAGAGAUGCUCUUAGUGAUCUUGCAUUACAUUUCCUCAACAAGAUGAAGAUUAUGGUGGUUAAGGAUAUUGAAAGAGAAGACACUGAAUUUAUUUGUAAGACAAUUGGAACCAAGCCAGUUGCUCAUAUUGACCAAUUCACUGCUGACAUGCUGGGAUCAGCUGAGUUAGCUGAGGAGGUCAAUUUAAAUGGUUCUGGCAAACUGCUUAAGAUUACAGGCUGUACAAGCCCCGGAAAAACCGUUACAAUUGUUGUUCGUGGAUCUAACAAAUUGGUGAUUGAAGAAUGCUCUAUUCAUGAUGCCCUAUGUGUUAUUCACUGUUUAGUGAAGAAGAGAGCUCUUAUUGCAGGAGGUGGUGCUCCAGAGAUAGAACUGACCCUGCGGUUAACUGAAUAUUCACAAACAUUGAGUGGCAUGGAAUCCUACUGCAUUCGUGCUUUUGCAGAUGCUAUGGAAGCCAUUCCAUCUACGCUAGCUGAAAAUGCUGGCCUGAAUCCCAUUUCUACAGUAACAGAACUAGGAAACCGACAUGCCCAAGGAGAAAAAACUACUGGCAUUAAUGUCUGAAAGGGUGGUAUUUCCAACAUUUUGGAGGAACUGGUAGUCCAGCCUUUGUUGGUCUCAGUCAGUGCACUGACUCUAGCAACUGAAACUGUCCAGAGCAUUCUGAAAAUUGAUGAUGUGGUAAACACUCAGUAAUCGGAUUAA